UUUGUUUUGGUGGGAGAAAGCAUGGAAGGCGCCGAGAAGAAACGAGCUCGCGCGUCGAAAACUAAGCAAGGUGGGAGAGCAUCUCGGGUGAGAGAAGCUCAGGUGAGGGCAGCUGAAGAGGCGGACAGAAGGAAGGAGGUUUUGAAGGAGUCUCUGAGGGAGAAGCUGGAGUUGGAGCGGAGAGCUCUUCAGGUGGUGGAAAGGCUCCUGGACGACAACGUGACGGAGGAUUUCUUGACCGAUUGCGCUCGACUGAUCACACCAGCAAACUACAGAGAUGCAGUGGAGGAGCGCUUUAUCACCAAAACGUGUGGCUAUCCUGUCUGCUCCAACAAACUCGCUAACGUUCCGAGUCAACGGUAUAAAAUUUCCACCAAGACCAAUAAGGUGUAUGAUAUCAGUGAGCGUAAGUGCUUCUGUAGUAAUUUCUGCUACAAAGCCUCGAAAUACCUCGAAGUCCAGAUUUCCAAAUCACCGCUGUGGCUGAGAAAGGAGGAGAGACCUCCUGAGGUGAAGCUGUUGAAGAAGGGGGACGGAGGCACGUCAGGUCUGGAAGUGAAGCUAUCAGACAGACCUGUGAGUAAAUCAGACGUCGAGAAUCUGAUCCCGGAAUGCACCGGGUCGCACGGAGUCUCCGGUGAGAGCGAGAGCGAGUGUAGCGAUGAGGAGCAGGGCUUCGUGUCCAGCGUGGUGGCCAGACAGCAGCAGCAGAGGCGUGUUCACUGGGGGGAUCUGCCCAGACGGGACGGGGAAAACCAAACACACGACGCUGACACCGACGUGACGGGCGUGAGGCGCGAGAGAGUAAAGCGCGGUGAUGACGCUAAGCUCUCUGAACCAAUCAGUGACUCGGUGUCAGUGGAUGAAACCAGUGAGCGUCUACAGCAGGUCGCUCUCCCGGACUCUCCAGCUCCGGAUGAAAACUCUCCCGAAACGAGCCUCGACAUCUCCCAAGUUGGGAUGAGUAAAAAAACUGCUAUCGGACUCCGAAACCUGCUGAAGAGCCACGGGAAAGCGCGAGCCGACGCUCCAGACGUCACGCUCAGCCUGCUGGAAGGUCUCACACGCACGCUGAUGGAGUGGAGAACCAACGAGACCAUGAGGUUCCUCUACGGACCAGAUUACACCUCGCACUCCGAGGCCGAGCUGCAGAGUGAUGAGGAGGAGGAAGAGCUGGACGAAGAUGACCUGGAGGAUGUGGAGAAGGUGAAGGGUUCAGAAGGAGGAGGAGGAGGAGGAGCAGCUCAAGCUCGACCCUCUGCAGCAGCACCUGAUUACGAGACUCUGAGAACGGAGACGGAGAUGCUGGAGCUCCGAGUGCUCGAGUUUUACAGAGGAGUGUGUGUCCUGCCCGAGGAGGUGCAGACGGAAGCUGUGGAGGAGAAAGCACGCACCGAGGAGAGAGAGAAGGUCCCGCCGCUGCCGCCGGUGGACUCUCGGGCUCAGCGGGCGAUCCAGAGGGGCAUCGCUGUGGAGAAGCUCGGCAGAAGUUUGAGAGACGUCCUCGGGCCUCUGGGCGUCACCAUGAACGAGAUCAUCGACGAUCUUAACGGCAUCGUCCGGACCUUCAGAUUUACAAACGUUAACAUCAUCCACAAGCCUCCUGAAUGGACCCUGAUCGCCGUCGUUUUGCUUUCAGUGUUAACCGAAGUGUCUCCGUCGCUGAGGGAGUCGAUGACGAGGACGCGCUCGGUCGAGUACAUCAGCUCUCUCAUGAAGGAGCUCAGACUGAAGGACGAGGAUCUGCAGAGCCUCGUGAAGCUCUUCAAGCCUGACAGAAAAGCGCACGCUACACGCCGCUCGGCUGCAGAGUCGAGCCGAGUAACACCGCCGUAAAUCUUCUAGGAGCAAUAAUGUGUGAUCUGUAUUAUUUAAAAUAAAUCGGUGCGGUUGUGUGAACCAGAAAGCAAUGCUACUUGAAGGCUCCUUGUCA
Molecule: messenger RNA, 1933 nt
Organism: Ictalurus furcatus (blue catfish)
Lineage: Eukaryota; Metazoa; Chordata; Actinopteri; Siluriformes; Ictaluridae
Gene: rpap2
Product: RNA polymerase II associated protein 2
Exons: 13
Coding region: 22-1836 (604 amino acids)
Cellular component (GO): cytoplasm; nucleus
Molecular function (GO): RNA polymerase II CTD heptapeptide repeat phosphatase activity; RNA polymerase core enzyme binding
Source: RefSeq, a predicted model, not a curated record